This is a messenger RNA of Drosophila albomicans, 2391 nucleotides long. RefSeq names its product DNA replication licensing factor Mcm5 (gene Mcm5). NCBI's taxonomy places the organism in Eukaryota, Metazoa, Arthropoda, Insecta, Diptera, Drosophilidae. The transcript has 4 exons. Bases 116 to 2317 code for a protein of 733 amino acids. Gene Ontology annotation, cellular component: MCM complex; nucleus. Gene Ontology annotation, molecular function: single-stranded DNA helicase activity; single-stranded DNA binding; ATP binding. Gene Ontology annotation, biological process: double-strand break repair via break-induced replication; DNA replication; DNA replication initiation. The record is from RefSeq and is a predicted model, not a curated record.
GCAUUUUGGCGGCAAAUUAUUGACUACAUUGCAAUUGUGUUGAUUUGCAGAAGUAAAGCGUCUAUUCGGAUUAUUCGUUCAUUCCACUCCAGUUGCAAAUUUAUUUACAAUCAUAAUGGAAGGCUUUGAUGAUGCUGGUGUAUUUUUCUCGGAUAAUUUUGGAAACGAUCAAAAUGCGGACGGUGCGCAAAUUAAUUUGCAAGCGGUGAAAAAAAAGUACAAGGAAUUUAUUCGUACUUUCAAUGAGGACAAUUUCUAUUAUAAAUACAGGGAUAAUUUAAAGCGAAACUAUCUCAAUGGACGCUACUUCCUCGAAAUCGAAAUGGAAGAUGUGAUGGGCUUCGAUGAGACGCUUGCCGACAAACUGAACAAACAGCCUACGGAACAUCUUCAGAUCUUCGAGGAGGCGGCACGCGAAGUGGCCGAUGAGAUAACACCACGGCCGGAGCAUGAGGAACAGAUGCACGAUAUUCAAAUCCUAUUGAUGUCGAGUGCUAAUCCCACAAAUAUUCGCGAACUUAAGUCAGACAGCGUUUCGCGUUUGGUUAAAAUUGCUGGCAUCAUUGUGGCUGCUUCGGGCAUUCAGGCGAAGGCAACGCGCAUGUCGAUCAUGUGCCGCUCCUGCAGUACUGUCAUACCCAAUCUGAAAGUGAAUCCCGGUCUGGAAGGCUAUAUGCUGCCACGCAAAUGCACCACGGAGCAGGCCGGACGGCCAAAAUGUCCUCUGGAUCCCUUUUUCAUCAUGCCCGACAAAUGCAAGUGCGUCGACUUCCAAACCCUCAAGUUGCAAGAGCUUCCCGACUUUGUGCCACAAGGAGAAAUCCCGCGCCAUUUGCAAUUGUUCUGCGAUCGCUCGAUUUGUGAACGCGUAGUGCCCGGCAAUCGUGUGCUCAUUCAAGGCAUUUACUCUAUUCGAAAAGUAGGAAAACCAUCACGACAGGAUGGCCGUGAGAAGGCUGUGCUUGGUGUGCGUGCUCCUUACAUGCGUGUGGUUGGCAUCACCGUCGACGCUGAGGGAGCAGGAGCCAUUUCUCGCUAUAGCAACAUUUCUACUGAUGAAGAAGAGAACUUCCGACGCAUGGCUGCUUCCUCAGACAUUUACGAACGACUCUCCAAGUCAAUGGCACCCAGCAUUUUUGGUUCCAACGACAUUAAAAAGGCCAUCACGGCCAUGCUCUUUGGUGGAUCCAGAAAGCGUCUGCCCGACGGUCUUUGCCGUCGUGGUGACAUCAAUGUUCUGCUUUUAGGCGAUCCGGGUACAGCCAAGUCACAACUGCUUAAGUUUGUGGAGAAAGUCUCGCCCAUUGGCGUCUACACCUCAGGAAAGGGUUCUAGUGCAGCUGGUUUAACUGCUUCCGUUAUGAAGGAUCCACACACUCGUAAUUUUGUUAUGGAAGGCGGGGCCAUGGUUCUGGCUGAUGGCGGCGUUGUCUGCAUCGACGAGUUCGACAAGAUGAGAGAGGAUGAUCGUGUCGCCAUUCACGAAGCCAUGGAACAGCAGACCAUAUCAAUAGCCAAAGCUGGCAUUACUACCACUUUGAACUCUCGCUGUUCGGUGCUUGCCGCUGCCAAUUCGAUCUUCGGACGUUGGGACGAUACAAAAGGCGAAGAGAACAUUGACUUUAUGCCAACAAUUCUGUCCCGUUUCGACAUGAUCUUCAUCGUUAAAGAUGUGCACGAUGAGACACGCGACAUCACACUGGCCAAACACAUUAUCAACGUGCAUCUUAGCUCCAACAAAUCAGCUCCAUCUGAGCCUGCCGAAGGUGAAAUAUCGCUGGCCACCUUUAAAAAAUACAUUCAUUAUUGUCGCACUCACUGCGGUCCACGACUCAGCGAAGCUGCUGGCGAAAAACUAAAGAGUCGCUAUGUUCUAAUGCGAAGUGGCGCCGGGCAGUCUGAGAAGUCCGCUGAUAAGCGACAUGCCAUUCCUAUUACUGUUCGCCAGCUAGAAGCAGUGAUUCGUAUCUCAGAAUCCUUGGCCAAGAUGCGUUUACUUCCGUUUGCCACCGAUGAACAUGUGAACGAAGCACUUCGAUUAUUCCAAGUAUCCACUCUCGAUGCCGCCAUGACGGGAAGUCUGGCUGGCGCAGAGGGCUUUACAACUGAGGAGGACCAGGAGACUCUCAAUCGCAUAGAGAAGCAGCUCAAGCGACGCUUUGCCAUCGGAUCUCAGGUCUCGGAACAAAAUAUAUUACAGGAUUUCUUGCGACAGAAAUACGAGGAGCGCACAGUAAUGAAGGUCAUUCAUACCAUGAUCCGUCGUGGAGAACUUCAACAUCGAAUGCAACGCAAAAUGCUUUAUCGCAUUUGUUGAAUGUGUUAUCAUUAUUUAUUUUAUCGUAUCAAUUUGAUCAGCCAUUUCUAAACCAUGUUUCUCAAUAAAAAUUU